Bursaphelenchus okinawaensis is the source of this 2473-nucleotide messenger RNA. NCBI's taxonomy places the organism in Eukaryota, Metazoa, Nematoda, Chromadorea, Rhabditida, Aphelenchoididae. The record is from the annotation of a GenBank genome assembly.
AUGAGGUGUGGUUGGCUGUUGCUUUUGUUUUUUAACUUCAGGUCUUCCUGUUCUGAAUCAAACGAAUCGUUCUUUGGGCUUCGAGCUGAGCAUGAGUAAGUUCAUCUGAUUUGUACUUUACAUUAGAGUAAAGUAUCCCUCUGGGGAGCUGAGGGAAGGAGAGGAGAAAGCUGGAGGGUGUUUCAAUAAUCUUGCUCGAAGGGUCAGAUUUACUAUGUAAAUUUUCAGGGAUUACUUCAAGAACGACUUCAUACUAUAUAAAGAAGAUGCUGAAUCUAAAUUUAUGUUUUUUGCUGAAAAUGCGGAUCAAGUGACUAAUCUGAGUUUCGUCACAUUAUCUGAGUACUGUGAUGCAAAUAGUACUAACAAAAUUGAAGCAAACUUCAUCAGCCGGAAUACUACUAGGUUCGUCGCUUCUGCUGUAAGUUGUUUUAUUGAUAAUCUGUGAGUUAUGUUGUUGAUAAGCUGUAAGUUAUAGUAUUGAUAAGCAGUAUUUUAUUGAUAAUGAUGACAUUGAGCUUUUAGUAUUGAUCAUAUUUCAUUACCAUCAUGUAUAUAAUAAAAUGGCAUUUUCAGAAACUGAGACCAUUUGAAGUACCGUACAAAGCAUGCCUGACAUUUUUGUUGGAUGAACAACCGUUGUAAGCUUUAAAAGUUUUUUUUUGAAAAAAGUUUUUGAAACUUUCAGUGUAAUAUCAGCAGAUGAGUUCCGUGUGUACCAAUACAACUACUCCCAACUAUACAUGAACUACUACUUACAAUUCACAUUAAUCGGCUGUUUAUUGUUACUUAGUGGCUAUUUCUCGGGCAUCAACAUAUCAAUCUUCUCUUUGAGUAUAUAUCAUCUCAGGGUAGGUUAAUGAUCCAAUGAUUUUAUUUUUUGCUAUAAAGUUAUACUUUAAAAAGUUUUGUCGUUUUUUACUGUGUAUACUAGUGUAUUUUGACGACAUGACUUUAGCCGUCUUAAUAUACCAGUAAAACAUGACAUCAAAUGCACUAUUUUAGUUACUAAGCUCCUGCAGUGAGCCAAAGAUGGCAGCAUACGCCAAGAACAUAUUGCCCUUGAGGAAGCAAGCUAAUUUACUGUUAUCAACCUUAGUAUUGGGCAACGUGGCAGUGAAUAACGUCUUAACUCUGCUGAUUGACAACACAAUCGAAUAUUAUGUAGAUGCUGAUAGCAAAUACAUUUUCAGCAUACCUGUUACUCUCUGCUUGAUCAUGACUUUUGGUAGGAAUUUGGUUUUUUUUUGAUUUUGAAGUUUGAAAUUACUUUUUUUUAAAUUUUGGAAAUUUCGAAAAUUUUAAAAUUAACAACUUUUUUUUUGUAAAAUACGUCACAUUCAUUCCUUGUUAAAUCGAAUUUUUAUAGGCGAAAUAAUCCCCCAGGCAAUUGGCAUAAAGUACUGUUUACAAGUGGUCAGUGGUACCAGACAUAUAACAAUCUUCUUCUUCGUCCUCUUCUUCCCAGUAGCCUGGCCCAUUUCGAAGGUUUUGGACUUGUUGGUAGGAGAAACUGGUCGAAAUAUAUACAAUUGCGAGGAGCUGAAGACACUCGUUCAGUAUCAUCAUGAUCGACAGCAAGGUAUUACCUAGUCACUUGAGUCUUAAAUUUGAGCAUUUAAAACAUAAGUUUUGUUUCAUGUUUUUAUGUUUCUAAAAGGAUUUUAAGGAAACAGGUUAAAAAGUACAAUUUUCAGACCAAUCAGUAAGCAUGAAGCUCCUCGAACUCGUGGUAGGAGCUUACAAGUUGCCAGAAAACAAAAUCAAAGACGUCAUGACACCUAUGGACAAGGUGUACAUGUUGGAUGAAAACACAUUGAUGACUGACGCGGUUUGUCGAGAAAUACAUCAACGAGGCCACACAAGAGUACCACUUUACUCUGGCAGCAGGAAUAUGGUACUUUUUAUAAAUUUAAAAUGAAAAUUUUUUUUGUGAAAUUUUAAAUUUUUUGAAAAAAUUAUAGAAAAUGGUCAAAAAGUUUAUGCACAAAUUUUUUUUGCAACCAAAAUGUCAUAAAGCGUUUUAAACUUUAUUUUUGACAUUUAUGAAAAUUUAAAAAAAAAAUUUAAUUUUUAGAUAACAUCCAUCCUGAACGUCAAAGACCUGGCGGCAUUCCUACCCAACUGCAAGAUUCGUCUAGGUUUUUUCGCUAAAAUGUUCCACAGAAACCUCCAAAUUCGAUUCGUUUUGGACGAAAUGAAUCUGAUGAAGCUGCUACGCCUGAUGAAGCGAGGCCACCCAAUGGUAUUCGUACUACAAUUCAACAGCGACCUCAAAGACUACGAAAUUGCGGGCUUGAUUACGGUGGAAGAUAUCAUAGAAGAAGUUAUCGGCGAAAUCAACGACGAGAAGGAUGCCAGAAGAAAGUCACAACAACAUAAAGUCAAAAUUGACAAAACCAGCAGCACAACCAAUGUUAAGGUCCCGGUUGCUAAGCCUUCGGCUGUUUUUGAUAAGGAUUUCAAAGAAUAA